Molecule: messenger RNA, 1035 nt
Organism: Colius striatus (speckled mousebird)
Lineage: Eukaryota; Metazoa; Chordata; Aves; Coliiformes; Coliidae
Product: DNA-(apurinic or apyrimidinic site) endonuclease-like
Exons: 5
Coding region: 1-1035 (344 amino acids)
Biological process (GO): base-excision repair
Cellular component (GO): nucleus
Molecular function (GO): phosphoric diester hydrolase activity; endonuclease activity; double-stranded DNA 3'-5' DNA exonuclease activity
Source: RefSeq, a predicted model, not a curated record
AUGGCGGCCGCCUCUGUCCUCACCCAACAUGGCGGCGCCCUCACAGCACCCGCCCCCUUCACCGUUGAAAGUCUGGGUUGCUUCUGGGUUCCUAUGGAAGGAUGUGAGCCUUACACAGUCGAUGAAAUAGAAUAUAAAAACCUGACUGCUGCAAUGAAUCAGCUCUACCACACACCUUACAAAGAUGUGGAUGAGGUAAAACCAGUCACGGUAGAAGAAGGACAGUGGGACACGGCGGAAGACGGGCGAAGGUUCAACUUCAAGGUGACGUCGUGGAACGUGGCCGGUCUCAGGGCCUGGGUGAAGAAAGGAGGCCUGGAGUGGGUCCAGGCCGAUGCCCCCGACGUCCUUUGCCCCCAGGAGACCAAAUGUGGGGCCGAGUCGGUGCCAGAGGAGCUACGGAGCCUCGGGGCCUUCCCUCACCAGCACAGCCCCAGCGACCGGCCCAGCUACAGCGGCGUGGGGCUGCUCAGCAGGACCAAACCCCUGGCUGUCACCUAUGGCAUGGGUGACCCCGAGCUGGAUGCCGAGGGCCACGUGCUGACGGCCGAGUUCCCUGCCCUGCGCGUCGUUUGCAUCUACGUGCCCAACUCCGGGCGAGGCCUGGGCCGCCUGAGCUUCCGGCAGGCCUGGGACGAGCGCUUCCGCUCCUUCGUGUCCCAGCUGGACCGGUCCAAACCGGUCGCCAUCUGCGGCGACCUCAACGUCGCCCACCAGUCCUUGGACCUGAGGAACCCGUCGGGGAACAAGAGGAGCCCCGGGUUCACGCGGGAGGAGAGGGAGGCGUUCGGGGAGCUGCUGGGGGCGGGCUUCCUCGACAGCUUCCGGGUGUUUAACCCCUUGCUGCCCAACGCCUUCACCUUCUGGACCUACCUGAGCGGGGCCAGGGCCAGGAACAUGGGCUGGAGGCUGGAUUACUGCCUGUGGUCCCAGAGGGGCAGGAAGGAUCUGUGCGACAGCAGGAUCGAGCAGCGGGCCCAGGGCAGCGACCACUGUCCCGUGGGGAUCUACCUGGCGCUGGAGGGGGCAGGCUGA